AUGUCGAAGCAACAUGGUUUGAAGCGCAGUGCGCAAAAUAUUAAUAAUUCGAUGAAUAGUACGCCCAAUAAGCCAGCUAAACCAAAAAUCCUGAAACCUAAUAGCACUACGAAAGAUACAGACGGAGAAGACGAAACAAAACAAGUAAAUUUAAACGAUAUUUACGACAUGAUGAAGACCAUGAUGUCAAAGUUAGAAAAGCUCGACACGAUUGAAAAGAACGUCAAAUCAUUGGACGACGAUUUGCAAUCGCUAAAAGCUUCACUGGAAUACGCUCACGCAGAGGUAGUAGACUUGAAAAAAGAUAAUAAAGAGCAGAAAUUAAUGGGAGAAAAAAUCAACAAAAGAGUAGAAAGCUUAGAAAAGGAGAAUGCCAUGCUACACAAUAGCAUCAUUGAUCUCAAAGCGCGCUCAAUGCGCGGUAACUUAAUAUUUCAUAAUAUUGAAGAAAGACCUGAAGAGAACACUACAACUAUUAUACAUAAACUCCUGGAAGAAAAACUUAAUAUUGAAGACGCAUCAUCAAAAGUGAAGAUCGAUAGAUCACACAGGCUAGGUAAACCCAGACGGGAAACAGACAAACCGCGACCGAUAGUGGCAAAGUUUAAUUAUUAUCAAGACAAAGAACAUAUUCUUGCUAACGCUAAGAAAUUAAAGGGUACAAAUAUUGGAAUUUCAGAGCAAUACCCGGCGGAGAUAAUGGAAACAAGAAGAAAGCUAAUACCCGAGUUUCAAGAAGGCAAAGGCUGA
Paramuricea clavata is the source of this 750-nucleotide messenger RNA. NCBI's taxonomy places the organism in Eukaryota, Metazoa, Cnidaria, Anthozoa, Malacalcyonacea, Plexauridae. The record is from the annotation of a GenBank genome assembly.